AUGUACUCACAUGCAGCCAAGUACGACCUACGGCUUGUUAAUGGCGACUGGCCUGGGGAGGGCCGCCUCGAGGUGUACGACGGAAAGCAGUGGGGCACGGUGUGUGACGACGGCUUUAGCAACGUGGAGGCGACGGUGGCUUGCCGUCAGCUUGGAUACAAUGAGGGCGUGGUAGUGCUCAGCACCCUUGUGUCGCGCACUUGGGGCAUGGGUACUGGCCGAAUCCUGAUGAACAACGUCAAUUGCAGUGAGCAGCCGCGGUCUGCUCGCCUGAAGCAGUGCAAGUACCAGAGCUGGGAGGACGGCUCCUACAUCGACUGCUACCACACAGAGGACGUCGGCAUUCGCUGCUACGGUAUGUUCUUUCAGUUCACGAUCAGCAUCGUCGCGAAUCGCGUUGUUUAUGUCCGUACAUUCCCUGGUGUGGGCCUUACCCCCUGGGGCUUGGGUGGCCGCGCCGACCUGCCUGAUGUACGGCGGACGUACCUGCAAAGGCGCUCCUCCGUCACCAUCGCCGCCUCCGCCACCGCGCUCUAUCAUUCCGGUCCUGAGCUGUAUACUAACUGUCGUACGGCGCACACCACCAAUACAUUAUUUCUAUAUACGCUCGAGAGCGCAUUCCUUCUAGCAUCUUGCGAGGUCUUUUUGGCGGACAGCUACUACACCAUGCACUUGCACGUUCAUUCAAGCCGCUGGGCGAACCUGGCAGCCGGUCGCCCGACGUACGCGUCCUCCUACCUGGGCGGCAGCGCCGCAGUGGGCUACUGCGAGAACGAUCAGUGCCUGCCGUCGUACGCCACCGACGGCAACACGUCCUCCCCUUUGAGGACCUUCCGCACCGACCAGGGCGAUAUCAACCCUUGGCUGUCCAUCGACCUGGGCAGCCCGAUGAUGCUGGUGCAACGCAUCGUGCUCUUCUACCGUCUGGACUGCUGCGGUGACGCCAUGGGGGGUGUAGAGCUGCGCGUGGGCAACACCAGCAUCUCCCGGCCUAGCGAUGUGGGCCUUAUCCGCUCCAACCCGCUGGUGUGGAGCGAGAAGGACGCCGGCGCUACCGGCGGUGUGCUGGACGUGAGCCUGCGUGCACCGGUUGCGGGCCGGUGGUUGACGCUCCAGAACAGCCGGAACACAGCGUACUACAUGACCCGGGUGCUUGAGGUGGUGGAGUUGCAGGCUUACGGUAUCGAUACAAGCCCCUUCAUUCCCGGUGCCAUCGCGGCGGGCUCCUUCCACACCUGCGUGAUGUCGGCAAGCCCGGAGACCCUGAAGUGCUUCGGGAGCAAUACCUUCGGGCAACUCGGCGUCGGGGAUCUCGACAACCGCGGCAGCCAGCCGGGUCAGAUGGGCUCCGCACUGCCCACUGUGAACCUUGGACCCCGGCGGGUCGUCGCCGUGACGGCCGGCUGUUUCCACACCUGCGCCCUUCUGCAGCCAGGCGGUUUCGUCAAGUGCUGGGGGCUGAAUGAUGUCGGCCAACUGGGGCUGGGCGACACUCGCAACCGCGGUGGCUUGGCCUGGGAUAUGGGCAGUGCGCUCCCGCCCGUGGACCUAGGCCCUGGCCUGAGUGCGACAGCUUUGGCUGCGGGAUGCAACCACACCUGCGCCAUCCUGCAGCCGGGUAACAUCGUCAAAUGCUGGGGGUUGAAUACCAACGGGCAGUUGGGCCUUGGUGACACUCGCAAUCGCGGCGGGGAUUCCGCUGAUAUGGGAGCUGCCCUUCCGGCCGUGGACCUGGCUGGCUCGGGCUCGAAUCUCACUGCUGCCGCUCUGUCGUUGGGCGCGUCGCACUCGUGCGCGCUCAUGAACCCAGGCGGGCUAGUGAAAUGCUGGGGGGCCAACAUGGAGGGUCAGCUGGGUCUAGAUGACACGCUUUCUCGCGGCGAUGAAUCGGGCGAGAUGGGGGCUGCUCUAAAAGCCGUGGACCUGGGUCGUCGAGCCAACGCGGUGGUGACGGAGCGGAGCCAUGUGUGCGUGCUGCUGUCCACUGGCGGUGGCAAUGUCAAAUGCUGGGGGAGCAACAGCCAGGGCCAGCUGGGGCUGGGGGACACCGAGAACCGAGGGGACGGCGUGGACAGCACCGGCAACAUCACGAAGGAGAUAAGCCGGGACCUUCCCGAGGUCUCUCUGGGCCGCAACUUUAGCGCAUCAGUGCUGGCGGUGGGCGAGUUCCACACCUGCGCCAUCCUGCAGCCUGGGGGCAUCGUCAAGUGCUGGGGCGGCAACAAGUCAAGCCAGCUGGGAUUGGGUGAUAAGAAGGCUCGCGGAGACUCUGCUGGCGAGAUGGGCAACAGUCUGCCGGUGGUGGACCUGGGGCCGGGCCUGGAGGCGACCGCGCUGGCGGCUGGCGCCCGCCACACCUGCGCGCUCCUGCAGCCAGGCAACAUCGUCAAGUGCUGGGGAUCAAAUGACUACGGAGCCCUCGGCUUGGGUGAUCGCAGCGACCGAGGCCAGCUGCCAGAGGACAUGGGCGUCAACCUGCCGCCUGUGAACCUCUAA
Molecule: messenger RNA, 2496 nt
Organism: Volvox carteri f. nagariensis
Lineage: Eukaryota; Viridiplantae; Chlorophyta; Chlorophyceae; Chlamydomonadales; Volvocaceae
Exons: 16
Coding region: 1-2496 (831 amino acids)
Cellular component (GO): membrane; cytoplasm
Molecular function (GO): guanyl-nucleotide exchange factor activity
Source: RefSeq, a predicted model, not a curated record